This is a messenger RNA of Pelodiscus sinensis (Chinese soft-shelled turtle), 8550 nucleotides long. NCBI's taxonomy places the organism in Eukaryota, Metazoa, Chordata, Testudines, Trionychidae. The record is from RefSeq and is a predicted model, not a curated record.
AGCGGGCAGCGCUCCGAAUUGCGGACCGCUCAGCCAGACCAGCGCUCCUCGCAGACUAACUGCACUGCAGGAGCAUAAGCGCGGUGGGCAAAGCCCCUCGUCAGACGCAGGUCCUUGUGUCUGUGUGCUCUUCAGCAAGGCGGCCAAAUGCCAAGACGGAUGCGUACCCUCUGCUGCCUCACUACAGUUAGGGAAUCCCAUCGAGGCAAAGCCAUCCACUACGUCCUGCAUGUUUCCCAGAGUCACUGCCCUUCCUAGCAGAAGGGUAUAGGUUGCAUUGCCUACUUGGAUCACAGCAGCCCCCACUGUAGAUUUACCUACUUCAAAUUGAUUCUCAACUGACUGGUAGCUGUCUGGUGUUGCAACCUUCCGCAAGGCUAUUUCCACUGGCUUCUGAGCUGUCGGAGCAGAUCUCAUUCUGGUAUCAGUGUGCUUCACAGUGGAGGAAAGCAAUCUCUGCUUGUGUCUCAGCACCAGAACUGGCUUUCCACUGUGUCAAGAGGAUCAAAUGCUGCCCUCAUCUGUCAAUUGCUUCUCUCAAAUGCUUCGCAGAAGUCUCUUCAUGGCCUUCUGAGAGUCUUCCUCGUUCCGGCAGUUCCUGAAUGGGCUCUGGACAUACUGUAACAUAAGGUAUUUGGACAUUGUUGAUGAAUAAUGGGGGAGAUAGAAGGAACAUACAGAGUACUGCAGACGCCUGGUUCUCGUUUGGGAGUCCAGAAGAAUACUGGAGUGAGUACGCUGGAGCCAGACCAGAACCUUUCUACAUCAAUAGCAAUGACACCUGCCAAAAUGCAUGAGAGGGAUUUAUCAAUCAAACUAAAGCUGUUGGACAACACUGUGGAAGUACUAAAUGUUGAGUCAAAGAGCUAUGGCCAGACACUGCUGACAGAGAUUUAUAAGCAUUUGAAUUUGGUUGAAUCUGACUACUUUGGAAUUGAGUUCCAGAACAUCCAGUCAUACUGGAUUUGGCUUGAGCCUAUGAAACCUAUAAUUAAACAAGUACGACGACCAAAGAAUACAAUGCUUCGUCUAGCUGUAAAGUUUUUUCCUCCUGACCCUGGUCAGCUGCAAGAGGAAUAUACCAGGUAUCUGUUUGCACUACAAAUCAAGAGAGACUUGGCAGAGGAACGACUAACCUGCAGUGACAACACAGCAGCUCUGAUCAUCUCUCAUCUUCUGCAGUCUGAAAUUGGGGAUUUUGAUGAAUCUGGAGAUCGCAGUCACCUUAAAACAAAUCAAUACUUGCCAAACCAGGAAAGAGUACAAGGAAAGAUAUUGGAGUUUCACAGAAAGCACUUAGGCCAAACUCCUGCUGAGUCAGAUUUCCAGGUGCUUGAAAUUGCUCGGAAACUGGAAAUGUAUGGAAUUAGAUUUCACCUUGCAUCUGACCGUGAGGGGUCGAAAAUUAACCUUGCUGUUUCACACAUGGGUGUAUUAGUAUUUCAGGGUACCACAAAAAUCAACACCUUCAACUGGUCUAAGGUCCGUAAAUUAAGUUUCAAGAGAAAAAGGUUUCUGAUCAAGCUCCACCCAGAAGUCCAUGGUCCAUAUCAGGAUACACUGGAGUUUCUGUUGGGCAGUAGGGAUGAAUGUAAAAAUUUCUGGAAAAUCUGUGUGGAAUAUCACACUUUCUUCAGACUAUUUGAUCAGCCAAAACCAAAGGCUAAAACAGUCUUCUUCAGUAGAGGUUCUUCAUUCAGAUACAGUGGGCGAACACAGAAACAGCUGGUGAAUUAUGUUAAAGACAGUGGGAUGAAGAAAACUCCCUAUGAGAGGAGACACAGCAAAGCUAGAGUGUCUGCUCACACUUCGAAUGUAGACGUGCCAAAACAGAGUGUCUCAUUUACUGAGGGCUUAGGUGUUCCUGUGUCCCAUGCCUCAGUGUCUGCCUCCUUCCAUUCGGUUUAUGUAUCAUCCACUACUGACCUGUCCGUCUGUUCAGAGAUGAAUAAUUCCUCCAGGGAUCCCAGAGCACUGUAUACAAGGAGCCCCACAACAGAAAAGAGUACUGCAACACCAGCUGAAGAAACUGGGAAGAAAGCAACACAGCAGCCUGGAUCUCCCAUACUCCAGUCAUUCCAAGGCCUCUCAAUGAUCCACCCUCAGCUUUCUUCCUUCACCCUGAAGAAUCCACAGAGCUUGAACCCCACAUUUCAGGUAAACUUGAACCCAGCUGACCAGGGUUCAUCUCCUCUUCUGAGUCCUGUCCUGAGUGAUGCUGGCAGUUCCCGGGUGGAAGAGGAAGAGGAAGUAAAACGCAAGCGAUAUCCAGCAGACAAGGCGUAUUUUGUAGCAAAGGAGAUUCUUGCUACUGAACGGACGUACGUGAAAGACCUAGAAGUCAUUACAGUAUGGUUCCGCAGUGCAGUCAUUAAGGAGAAUGCCAUGCCUGAAGGCCUGAUGACUCUGCUCUUCUCUAACAUCGACCCAAUCUAUGAGUUUCACCGAAGUUUUCUGAAAGAGAUGGAGCAGAGGCUAGCACUCUGGGAAGGACGAUCCAAUGCUCAUGUGAAAGGAGAUUAUCAACGGAUUGGAGACAUCAUGCUGAGGAACAUGUGUAUGCUCAAGGAGUUUACCGGCUACUUGCAGAAACAUGAUGAGGUCCUGACAGAACUGGAGAAAGCAACUAAGCGCCUAAAGAAACUGGAAAUGGUUUACAGGGAGUUUGAACUGCAGAAGGUUUGCUAUCUGCCACUCAACACUUUCCUGCUUAAGCCCAUCCAGAGGCUGAUGCACUACAAGCUGAUCCUGGGGAGACUUUGCAAGCACUACCCAGUAGAACACCGGGACUACUCCGACUGCAGGAAGGCACUGAAGGAGAUUACAGAGCUGACAUCGUGGCUCGAAAACAGCCUGAUUCGCUUAGAAAAUUUCCAGAAGCUGACAGAGCUACAACAUGACUUGAUUGGCAUUGAUAACCUUGUAGCACCUGGCAGAGAAUUUAUCCGGGAGGGUUGCUUGUACAAACUCACUAAAAAAGGCUUACAGCAGAGGAUGUUCUUUCUGUUCUCAGAUAUGUUGCUGUACACAAGCAAAGGAGUUACAGGUACCAAUCAGUUCAAAAUUCAUGGACAUCUCCCUCUUCAUGGUAUGCUGCUAAUAGUACUGGAUCCACCGGUGGAAGAGAGUGAGAAUGAAUGGUCUGUCCCACAUUGCUUCACAAUCUAUUCAGCUCAGAAGACAAUCGUAGUGGCAGCAUGUACCCGUCUGGAGAUGGGGAAGUGGAUGGAAGACCUAAAUGUGGCGAUUGAAAUGGCCAAAAAAUCUAGCAAUAAAUCUAAAGUGUUUUUGGAAAGCUCCAUGUAUAAUCGCUCUAACAGAUCCUCUGAUGAGGUCUCUCUAGAGCAGGAAUCCGAAGAUGACAUACAGUCUUCUCGUAGCUCCCUGGACAGGCAGAGCCAUCACCGUGCCAACACUACCAUGCACGUGUGCUGGUACCGCAACACCAGUGUCUCCAUGACUGACCACAGUGUGGCCGUCGAGAAUCAGCUUUCAGGGUACCUGCUGAGGAAGUUCAAAAACAGCGAUGGCUGGCAAAAGCUCUGGGUCGUCUUCACCAACUUCUGCUUGUUCUUCUACAAAACUCACCAGGACGACUAUCCCUUGGCCAGUCUCCCACUGCUCGGCUACUCAGUCAGCGCCCCCACGGAGGCAGAUGGCGUUCAGAAGGAUUAUGUCUUCAAGCUGCAGUUCAAGUCCCACGUGUAUUUCUUCAGGGCUGAGAGCAAGUACACCUUUGAGAGGUGGAUGGAAGUGAUUCAGAGAGCUACAAAUUCUCCAGGGAGAUCGAGCCCGGCGAUUCCCAUGGAGGAAAAGGAUAUUCACACAGACUGAAGGGGGCAGCGCUGGGUCUCAGCUGUCGACAUCUGUAGUGGGGUGGGAUGGAACAGGAUUGACGGGUUGAUAAAGCAGUAACAUGAGAUGCUUGUUUCCACCUACUGUGGAAGUUAAACAAACCAGGGGAGUGAGGAACUGGGGUCACGCCAGGUUAGACUGGACUAGAGUCUGCUACAGUCAAAGCUAACUGGAAUGAAUGAAACUAGCAAUGGCUGCAAAAUUCCCACUCUGGGAAUCCUAUGAUUUGCUGUGUGCAUGCGUCCUGGAGGGUACCACAUUCCAGCUGUGGGUUCUGUACAGGAUUCAGGGCAUGCCUUGGUGGAGACAGCUGGCCGUGCUUAUUGUGAUGGGAUGGAUCAAUUGUGCUUUCUAGGUCCCAGGAGUUCCCUUCUGACAGUCAGUGUGGAGAAGCAACCUCUGGACUGCCAGCUGCUGUAGCAUCGACCUGCUGGCCCAGACUUCUUGGACAAGCUGGGGAUCUGCAGAUGUAUCCAGCCAGAGGCCUGCACUGGCAUGAAUUUCAAACUGAACAUACAGCUGCUGUGGCAUCAUGGAGUUCAUCAGGAAAUUGCCAUGGCAACAACUUCACUUGGGGAGGGGGGAUGGGGAGAACAUGAAGCUUUUAGUUGUAGAGGCAUUGCAGGUACAGCUUGGAGUGGGAGGCCUAGAUGAGAACACACGAGACUUCCUUCACGCCGAGCCUGCUCUCUUGCAUGCUGAAAGGGGCCUACCAGAUACGUUUGUUAUAGUUCGAGUCUUCUGCAUCCCUCAUGGGGCGGGCUCCUCUGACAAACCACGUAAUCACUCCGCUGGGGAGGCUGGGAUGGCCAAAGCACUGAGCACAUCCCCAGUGUGGGUUGUUGCUGCCCGUGAGUGGUAUUUUCAAAAGGCACAGGAGCAUAAGCCCUGUUGAAAGUCACUGAUACUUGUGUUCAUAUGCUACUUGGGGGCUUGAAAAUCCCAGCCCUGCACUCUGCGGAGGUGACAUCCCCUUCAGUUCUAGCAUCACGGGAGAGCAUUCGAGCCCGGCACCAGCUCUCUCGGUUGUGCCACCACAGUCAGGAUAAAAGUCGUUUCAAUCUGCUUCACUGCCUGCAAAUUUGCUGUUGCCUUUGGAUGCUGCGCAAUUCAGCACUUGAGCAAAAUAUGGAUGCCCCAAUUUCAGGCCUGGGAAAGCUAUAAUAAGCUGAAGUAACAGCUGUUGCUGCUGCAUAAAUGUGGCUUGGAGGGGCUGGUCUGCAUUUCAGAUGGCGAAGUAGUGAUGUAUCAGGGAAGGGAGGUGUUUGCGAGUGAUAAGGAAGUGCUGUGUGAUGUGAGGAGGGCAGAGAUCCCUUUGGAGCAGGGGAGAUGCGGGUGCUUGCAUAGGCAACUGUUUCCCCAGACAGAGACUCUGGGUUGGGUUGGUGCAAAGUCUCACAGGAAGGACAAGGAUCCCAGAUUGAGGAUUCUCGGUACCGUGGCACCUUCACCCAUAAAGAAGCAGAGACUGGACCAGUGUGUCAUAAGGACCGUUGUCCAUUGCGAGUUCAAUGUACUUUUUAAUUUAUUAGUGUCUUAAAAUAAACAUGUAGCGGUGCCAGUGCAUGUUCAUUCGCCAUUUCUGCUGUGACCCAGCUGAGCGUAAGUGGCCUGGUGUUGGCAGCGUGCAGUAGCUGCGUGUAAGGCUCUGGCCGUGUGGCUGUGUUCAUGCUAAUGCUGUCUUGCUCUUGGGAAGGUACGUGACCUCUGCCUGCAGGCCGGGUAGUUCAGGCCUUUAGGAGUCACUGGUGGGACAGCCCUGGCUCUGGGCAAAACACUUAUUCGUGAGAUUUAUAGCAAUCUCAGGACCCAAGAGUAAGAGACCUGUGUGAUGGCCUCUUCAAAGAAUUACACGUGUGAUUUUCUCCCCUUGAGGGUUGAGUUAAACCCUCUUCUCCCUUAGCUCUACAGCGUGGAGCAGUGGCUUUGGACUCCGUGCUGUAACGUGGUUGAACUGCUACUGUAAGGAGAAAAAGGGUUACCUACCAGUAACUAGAGUUUCCUGAAUCUGUCUACAUGGACUCUCUCCUUAAACCUCCCCUUUAUAGCCCUUUGCUCUGACUGAGACAGAGAGGACUUAAAAAGACUGUUAGGAGCAAAGGGCCUUUCACAGCGAUGACGGUGUGGUUUGUUACACUCUGAUUACCUGCUGUUGCUUUUACUUCUUGAAGUGGUUCCAUGGCUUGUGAGUGUGGCACGCAACUCUUACAGUGCAGAUGAGCAGAGACAGUCUGUCGGAAACACUCAGACUGGUAAGUCCUUGUGGCAUAGAGCAUACACCAAACCCACUGGAUCCGUUUGUAUGGCCCUCCACUGCCUACCUUGAGGUCCAUGAUCCAGCCGCACCAGGGUCAUGAAGAGGGCAGGAUGGGACAUUCCGCACGAAAGCCCUGCAUGUGCAGAUACAUUUGUCGCAUGGUGCUCUGGCGAGACCCAUAAGGCCGGAGCAGGGGGUCAGGCAUUGCUGCUGCAGAGUGGGCUUGUUCUCUCACUUUCCCUGGUGCCCCCCACGCCUGCCCCACCACACUGUGAGAGAGGGCUCUGUAACCGCCUUCUACCUGAAAGUUGCUCACCUCUGAUUUAGUCUCUCCAAAACCAUCUAGCCUUAAGCAACCCAGAGCAGCACCAUCUACCUUGUAUACUAAAAGAGGAAAACCCUUAAGUCUCGUGCAUUGACAAGUACAGCGUUAAUUGAUUUCACCUGAUCAAACAGCAGGACUUGUGUGAAAAUGCUCUCAAAGAAAAGCAGACUUGGAAUCAGUCACUUACCAGCCCUGUACCGGUUGUCAGUUAUAAAAAAAUGUGUCUAUCAGAGACUGGGAUGUGGGCAGCAACAGUCAUGCCAAUAUUUUGGAGAGUACAGGGGCAGGCUCUAAGAGGAUGUGUUUCUGUGCCAAGAGCUGGUUGUGGAGAAGUUAAGGGGUUCCUGUCCAUAACAGAAGAAAAAACACCGUUCCUCAUGGGGUUAGUCCCUGUUUCCUGAUGAAACACCUAUUUGUGCUGAUGAAGGUCUUUUUACUUUCACAAGAGCAUCUAAGUUUUCAUAGCAAUCAAAAAGUGAGGUGAGAACCCUACUUGUAAUGGAGAUCAAGGUAAUGAUAGCAAGCCAAAUCAGCCACCCAGUUGAGAGCAACAUGUAAUCUCCUGGCUUUUCAUUUAGAGUUCUUUCAGGGAGACUUGUUUUUAAAUCUCCCAUGUUGCAGGGCACAGAGCUUAAAUUCAACAGUAGGUAGCAGCUUUCAGCAGCUCUGGAGAAGUUUAUCAAUUAAAAACCUGAAAGGGGAUUCUGAUGAACUUUCUACACAGAAAAACAACACCCUCAAGGAUUCUUGGCUACUCAUAUGGUCCCCACCGCCUCAGUGCCUCGCAAUGUCUAAUGUAUUUACCUGCGCAGCAGAGUUCUUGUUCCUAUUUUACAGACAGGGAUCGGAGAGCUAGAGGGGUUAAGUGACUUUGGCAAAGUCGCAAAGAGUCUCUGGCAAGGCAGCAACUUGAAUGUGCUGCCUGAUUUCCAGGGUAGCUGCCUAAUCAUUGGAUCAUCCUUGUUAUCAGUCACAAGAGGAAUUUUGAAAGUUAACUUGAAGUCUCGAUAUUUGCUUCCUUCUGCCCUUGCAUGCAUGUGGUCUGCAGAGGCUCUCGGCUGAGGAAGAGGCACAGCCUUCCCUUGAACUGGAUCAGGAAGAGGAUGAUGUAUUCUGCCAUCACUGGAGCAAAAAGCAGAAGCCUUUAAAGUGAAUGGGGAAAAUGAUGGUGGAAUUUGCUCCUUGGAGGAAGCAUAGAUUACAAAUGUGUAUGCACUUACAGGCCAGGGACAUGGACCACAAACCAGAGCUUACAGUAAUGAGCAAAAUGGGGGAGGGGGAGCACAGACCUCUGUAAUAUUCACAAGUGAAAUGUUCUCCAAAUUGCUUACUAUGAAGGAGGAUAUGCAAAGGAAGGCAGUAGGCAUAAAAACCAAUGGAAAAACAACAGCAGCCUAACUCCUGAGACUGCAGAACAUUGCCUUUGACGACAGGAGAACUGGAGACAGCCAGCAGAAAAGAAUGUACUCUGGCUACUCCUACACAGGGCAGUGCCGAGAGUGAGAACGGGUGCACUCCGGAGGAGUUCAAGGAGAACUUCCUACCAGGAUACUGUCAGGCUCUCACUACUGGCAGACAUCCCAGCUGAGAUUAGCACAAGCGGUACUCCUGUAGAUUCUCUUAGAGGUGUGAUUCACGUUGACUGGACUGAGUGAUAGCUUAGCACAGGGGUCGUCUUGUUCCACUAGAAACAAAUGGUCUUCAGUCCUGCAUCACAGUUCAGACGGCCACAAUGACAGUCCUGCUGUUAGUCACUACUGUGAGAGAGAGGAAUUAUUUCUUUAGCUGCUCUUUGAAAGAAAAUGUUAAGGUAAGACUCUCUGCUUCUGUGGCCUCCUUUCACAGAAGGUCAUUUUCCUUCAGUCUCCCCCCCAGCACUGUGGGUCAUUUCACGUUGGUCGGUGCUGCUGAACUUCCCUCAGCACAUGCUGGAGAAAACGGUGACUUAGUUUGGCCGCCUUGCAGGUAUUUGUGUUUGAUGUCUGUGUGAUGCCACCCUAACCUCAGCUCCAGGGGACAACAGCUUGCACUGCUGCAUGCAGCUGUGUGAGGAGAAAACACCCAGCAUGUUCAGGUUUGACACACGCGAACGCAGAGGGCGGGUCAGUGAACA